AUGCGGCCAGACGCACCACGAGAACCCUACGCAGGGCCGGAGAACGGGCCGGAGCCGCCUUUCCCGAUAAGGCUUUUUGGACCGGUCAUCAAAGGAUUUGGGCGAGGAAGCAAAGAGCUCGGCAUUCCCACAGCCAACAUCCCCCCCGAAGGUCUGGCCUCAUAUCCGUCGCUAGAGUCCGGCGUGUACUACGGGUGGGUGGGACUCUCCUUGUCCCCGUCGCCGGACACGCCGUCGAGUUCGAAUGAAGUGUACCCCUCGGUGUUGAGCAUCGGGUACAAUCCAUUCUACAAGAAUACCGUUCGAAGCGUGGAGAUCCACAUCCUGCACGACUUCAGCCACGACUUCUACGGCGCAGCGCUAAACCUGCUCAUGCUUGGCUUCAUCCGGCCUGAGUACGACUAUGUGUCGCUCGACGCGUUGAUCGAGGACAUCAAGACCGAUUGUGACGUUGCCAGACGGAGCCUACAACGGCCCGCGUAUGCAAAGUUCAAGGAGGAGCCGUGGCUGAAAGACUUCGAGUGGAUGAAGACGACUGACACGGCUAAUGUGGAAAAGGCGAUCCUGAACAAGGAAUAA
This is a messenger RNA of Capronia coronata CBS 617.96, 579 nucleotides long. RefSeq names its product riboflavin kinase. Gene Ontology annotation, biological process: FMN biosynthetic process; riboflavin biosynthetic process. Gene Ontology annotation, molecular function: riboflavin kinase activity. The record is from RefSeq and is a predicted model, not a curated record. Gene Ontology annotation, cellular component: mitochondrion. NCBI's taxonomy places the organism in Eukaryota, Fungi, Ascomycota, Eurotiomycetes, Chaetothyriales, Herpotrichiellaceae. The transcript is spliced from 2 exons. Bases 1 to 579 code for a protein of 192 amino acids.